ACAAGUAAUUGCGUGAGACAAAGGCAACCUCGAGCCGAGGUGUCCUCAUGUCAUUCUGAAAUACUCAAGUCACCGCUGAGUUAGGAUGGCAGAAGACCUGGAGUUCCUUGAAGAGAUGUCCUUCUUCCUGGAGAGGCAAGUACUCACGCCGCGCUCAUCACUACGAGAUGGAGAGCUAGAUCAGCUCCGCGGAACCGAAGAACAUAUUCCUGUGUGGAAGACCUUCAGUUUACCAGCUCCAGUCGACUCCAGCGGAUCCGAGAAUGAUAAAGGCACUAGCAGCGACAGCUCGUCCCCCAAGAAGAACAAACGUCAACGCGAUGGCAGUUGCGACGUGCGGCGCCGGAAGUAUCGUCAGCGCUUGAAAGACGAGCGCGAGGAGCUGCGCCAAGAGGCGGCCGAGCUUUCCAAGCAGGUGCAGGAGUUCAUGUUGGAAAAACAAGGCGCCAACACCACCGAGCGAACGGACUUGGUACUAUGCGAUUCGUUCUGGAAGCGAGUCGCCAUACAACAACGUGAGCACCGGCGCUGCGCAGAGAAGGAGAAGACGCGACUCAGUGCCGUUGUGAACGCGCAAGCCGCGUAUCUCGAGAGUCUCGGUAUGACGCUACGUGAAUGUCCGAGUUGGCCUCUGUCGGUGGUAGCUACUGCUGAUUACAACGAAGACCCCGAUACACUCAGCGACCGAAGAUGGCUUCAACUAAAAUCAUCCGACGCUGCGUUGUAUGAGGCUUUUCUGCUGGAGACUCACAGGAGCAACGCUCGAAUGGAGCAGGUAUUCGACGAGUGCGGCAUGGACUCGCUCCCGAUCGACUCGGUCACUUCGCUCCGUCAGCAUCAUCCGAAUGGGGAAGUUGUGUUCAUUCAACAGCAUGACCGACAAGUUUUCCAGGACGUGGUAGAUCCAGACAACACUGUCGCGGCCAAGUUCCGCUUGAAGAAGACUAAGCUGCGGGUCGAGAGCGAGGGCAUCUUCAGCGGUAUAGACGUUGAUGAGUCCGGCUGGGUCCGUAUCCGACCGUACUCAGACGGAUUAAUGGCCGGGGCACUGACGGAGGCGUGCUCGCGCAUUGUUCCAACGCACUUCAUCGCAACUAACGCGGAAGAUGUGACCGUCAAGGCCUUUCAGUGCAUGAUUCACGAAUCGCUCAAGGAUGAUGAACGCGAGUUUAUCAAGUUGAUGAACAAACUACUGCGUGGAAGCACUUGA
Phytophthora sojae is the source of this 1210-nucleotide messenger RNA. RefSeq lists its product as hypothetical. The record is from RefSeq and is a predicted model, not a curated record. The transcript has 3 exons. NCBI's taxonomy places the organism in Eukaryota, Oomycota, Peronosporomycetes, Peronosporales, Peronosporaceae. The coding region runs from base 86 to 1210 and encodes 374 amino acids.